ACCGCCCCCCUCCACAGUUCGAGGGCGAACUCUUCCGGCGCUUCUAGUGCUCGCUCCUCGCUCCCCACCCCCGACGCGGCGCCGUCGCUCUCGCUCUCUCCUCAUUUCUCGAACCCGAGCUCCCCCUUCCGUCCUUGCUCCACUCCCCUCACGGCCUCACCUCUUGCCAUCUCUCGCGUUCACAAUCCCCUGCAGGAUUCACCCCAACAUCAGCCGCCGCCGCCGCCUCUGCGCCGAUGGCGGCGUCCGCCCCGCCGCUCGACGACUGCCUGCGCCUCCUCCGCGGGGAGCGCGACGAGCAGAAGCUGGCGGGCCUCCUCGUCGCCGCCAACGUCUGCCGCGCGGGCGACGCCGACGCCGUCCGGAAGGUCUACGACGCCGUCGGGCCCCGCUUCCUCCGACGCCUCCUCAACACCGGGCUGGGGAAAGUGGAGGGCGGGAAGGAGGAGGAGCGGGAGGCGUACCUGCGCCUCGCCCUGACGGUGCUCGCCGGGCUCGCGCGCGCUCCGGAGGUUGCGGCAGACGAGGGGGUCGUCUCCAUUGUGCCCCUAGUCGCCGAGGUUGUCUCCAAAUCGGUUGAUCCAGCAAUCACUGAGGAAUGCUUUGAACUUCUAUCACUUAUUGCAAUAGCCUCAGAAGAUGGGGCAUACAAGUUUUGUGAGCCUGGUGUAAUAGACAUGAUCUACCUUCAAAUCUCAAACUUACCAGAUGGUUCAAAGUGCAUAGAACUUGCCAUUAAUCUAAUGCAAUUACUUGUUCAUAAACUCAAAGUUGACAACAUGAGUGUGGAAAAACUGCAAGGAAUGACAAGCAUGGUGACUUGCCUUGCCAGGCUUUUUGCUGUUCUUCAUACUGCAGUAAAAUUUGAUGCCCUGCACAUGCUUACCGCCCUACUGUCCCAAAAAGAAUCUCCACUUCAUGAUCUUUUGAGAUCAAUGCCAGCAUCAAUUUGGGAAUCUCACAUCCGAGUUGGAAUCACUGCCAUCCUCCAAAAUCGUGUUGUAUCCUCCGAAAAGCUGCAUGCUCUUCUUUUGGCGGAGUGCAUGAUGUCCAUACUAGGUGAGGAUUGGUUGUCAGAAGAUUGUAAAAUCCAGGAUACCCAGAAUGUGUUGCCUGUUGACAAAUUUGUAUUGCUUGUUCUAGAGUCCGCAAGAAUUGAAGUGGCAGUGCUUCUAAAUGAGCUUGCUUAUUUGAAGUAUGAGUCUUCAAAAACUUCUGAGACAGAUGAAGCCAUCAGUCAGAAACAGAGAAACCUUGCUAUACUAUUUUCAUUAAUAGAAAGAAUAGUCAAAAUGAUAUCAAAUGCCAGUAGCAGUGAAGGUGCACCAAAUCAGACUAUCUGUGAAAGUACCAUCAUGCAGGCCAUCACAGGAUUAAAUGAGACAAUUAGUUUAGUUUUAGACUUUCUGCAGGAUGCAAAGGACCAUGGGCAACGGAAAGGUGAUGAUCUUUUGGCAGCUGCAAGAAUAGUAGGAAGUUACCUGGCAGAGGCACCAUAUGCCUGCAAGGAGAAAACUAAAAACCUAUUGGACUUUAUCUUCUCUAUAGAAGGUCAAGAUGAAUCAAGGCCCUUCUAUUCUAUUUGCUUCAUGCUUCCAAUGCUAUCCCAAAUAACAAUGGAGCCUGAUGGAUGUAGAACUUUGGCAUCAUUUUGCGGCUAUAAGGCAGUUAUGGAUUGCCUUGUUAAAAUGACUGAGCAGGAUGGAAUUGACAAUGGUAGCAUGUUUUUGGCAUGUGAUACCAUCAUAAACUUCAUGUCUAAUAGGAAAAGUGUCCAUAUUCCAGUGGAUUCUUGUUUCAUUCGCUUCCUAAACGCACUUGUUACAUGGGCUGGAACCUCAAAUGCCUCGUCAGUUACCAUGACAGCAUCCUGCUUAUGUGCUAUGCUGAUAGACUUGACAUCAGAAGAGUUUCUAUUGAGCUGCUCUGAAUUUGAUGCCAAGACCCUUGGGAGUUUGUCUGAGCUCAUUGUCAGAAGUUUGCAGCAGGAUGUCCCUGACGAUGAUGGGGAGCAAUUCAACCAGAAGCAGGUCAUUGUAUCAGGUUAUCGGCGAUGGGCUGAUCGAUUUCCACAUGUUAAAAACGUAGUGGAUAAGCAUGUAUCUGUGUGAUCAUUCUUUUCCCCAAGAUAUGUUCUCCAUGAAUGAAAACCUGCAAAUUGGAAUCUAAAAGCGCAGAUAUGCCCAUGCCUCAGAUAUUUACAUGUGACCUGUUACUGAUUUUGGUUAGGGGAUUUUAGGUUACAAUAACUCUCCAAUGAGGAAUUUGAGGUUAGGAUAAUUCUGCAGCGACAGCUCAAAUGAGUAUACCAAUAUGGACAGGAAAGAUGGCAUCUGCUUAUCCAGGUAAUCCUUAUUAGCAGAGCAAGCGAACACUAGAAUGCUUAUGCAAAAGAAGAAAGGUGGUGAGGCCACAAAGAUUUAACGUUGUCUCUUUGAUCACCAUUUCCCUAUACUCGACCAUUCUGUACAGAACUGAUGUAACAAUACCAAGCUCAGAUUUCAGGGCGCAGUGCGCACUCUGAAGGAAGGUUUUUGUAAGUUUAGGAAAAGGCUUGUUUACCGCUCUGCUAUGUCCUGUUUGCUCAUGUUGCCCGAGUCUGUAUUAGUUUGCAACGCCAGCCCCUUCCAGUCCAAAAUGGUCCGUAAAAGCUAUCGAUCGAUAUA
Messenger RNA from Panicum virgatum (switchgrass), 2666 nucleotides. RefSeq lists its product as uncharacterized. Bases 237 to 2111 code for a protein of 624 amino acids. The record is from RefSeq and is a predicted model, not a curated record. The transcript is spliced from 17 exons. Lineage: Eukaryota; Viridiplantae; Streptophyta; Magnoliopsida; Poales; Poaceae.